AUGCCCCACUUUCCUUUUCAUGUAAAAGAGCACGUUCUUCCGUGCCAGCACAUUCGUUCCCAUGCUCGGUCGACUGCGCACAGCCAGGAGGAUCUUCUCCACCUCGCCGUGAAGCAGUACAUUCCAAUCGACAAUCCAAAUCCCAAGCCUGGCGAUGUCACCAUUAUUGGCGCUCACGCCAACGGCUUUCCGAAGGAGCUGUAUGAGCCGCUGUGGGAGGAGAUUCUCCAACGUUCCAGAUCCGCCGGCUUUUCAAUCCGCAGUAUCUGGAUUGCCGAUGUCGCUCACCAAGGUGCCAGCGGCGUCUUGAACGAGCAUAAACUUGGCAACGACCCUAGCUGGUUCGACCAUCCUCGAGACCUGCUCCAUAUGGUGAACACAUUUCGCGAUGAGAUGAUCCGCCCAAUCGUCGGUGUUGGCCAUAGCCUGGGAGGCAACAAUCUCAUCAACCUGUCUCUGUUGCAUCCCCGUCUCCUGGAGACCCUAAUUCUGCUUGAUCCCGUCGUUCAGCGAAGACCCUCCAAAGAGGGCAAUCAGGAUCCUGCUGCCGCCUCGGCUCGCCGUCGCGAUUACUGGCCAUCCAGGGAGGCCGCUGCUGAAGCUUUCGGGAAGAAUAAGUUCUAUCAGGCAUGGGAUCCCCGUGUCCUAGACUUGUGGGUCAAACACGGCCUGCGGGACCUGCCCACUGCCAUUUACCCGACUCCCCCAGAGCCUGCCACUCCCGUUUCAGCCACGGCCGGAGGAGCCGAGAAAGCAUCCACCCCCGGAGUGACGCUUGCCACCACCAAGCACCAGGAAGUUUUCACUUUCCUCCGGCCUAGUUUUGACUCCUUGGCCGAUCCGCAGAUCGACCCUGAGUUUCCAGAGGCCAGCGCCCACAAUCGCAACAGACACUACUACCCUGACUUCAGUCCAGAGACAGUUGUUCCUAACUCUUCGUUCUAUCGCGCAGAGCCCGUCAUCACCUUCCAUAUGUUGCCUUUCUUGCGCCCGUCGGUCCUUUACAUCUUUGGCGAAACUUCUGACCUUUCGGCUCCUGAAUUUCGCGCUGACAAGAUGAAAGUUACUGGUGUUGGAAUUGGUGGCAGUGGCGGUGCGCCAGAAGGCCGUGUUGCAGAAAUUACCCUCCCAGGCGUUGGUCACCUCAUCCCCAUGGAGGCAGUCGGCAAGACUGCUGACCACUGCACAAAUUGGCUUUCCACGGAAGUUCGAUCAUGGCGUGAGAAAGAGGAAGAGGAGCGACAGCAGUGGGCGGGGGUUCCUGAUUACAAGAAGCGUGUUCUCAGCCCUCGAGUUCUCAGAAUGUUGGAUAACAGAAACGGCAAAGCUAGGACGCAGAAGCUUUAG
Messenger RNA from Lasiodiplodia theobromae, 1347 nucleotides. Its product is annotated as Toxin biosynthesis protein. The record is from RefSeq and is a predicted model, not a curated record. The transcript has 3 exons. NCBI's taxonomy places the organism in Eukaryota, Fungi, Ascomycota, Dothideomycetes, Botryosphaeriales, Botryosphaeriaceae. The coding region runs from base 1 to 1347 and encodes 448 amino acids.